AACCUAUCACGUUGACGGUUAAAAUUUGACAAUGGCGAUAUCAUGAAGAUAAUAAAAAAUCGGUUCCAAUAAUUUAUUAUAUAACUCAAUUACAACCUGAGUGAAUGCAGUGAUAACACUUAAAAGUUCCCUUUAAAUCGAGAUAUCAAAAAGAGGCUUGUUUUAAGUUAACCUCAAAAUCAUGCCUGAACUCACAGAAGUCGAGAAACCUCAGGUGGCUGAAACAAAGCCAGAACAGUCAGCAUCAUCAACAGAAAGUGAUACUGAUGAUGAGAUUCCAGAACUUGAAGAUGCAGGUACAGGGGGUCCUACAGGAACUACUGCUUAUCCUGGGGCUGCAGCUGCAGGUUUACCCAUUGAUAUGGUAUCAAAAGCUAAACAGUCUAGAGGUGAAAAGAAAGCCAGAAAAAUAAUGUCAAAGCUGGGACUUAAACCGGUUCAGGGAGUAAAUCGAGUAACUAUUCGAAAAUCCAAGAACAUUCUGUUCGUCAUUAAUAAACCAGAUGUUUACAAAAAUCCAGUGAGUGACACAUACAUUGUCUUUGGAGAAGCUAAGAUUGAAGACUUGUCCCAGCAAGCCCAAGUGGCAGCUGCUGAGAAAUUCAAGGAAGUUAACCCUGCUGGUGAGGGUGCAACUGGCAAUCCAACCACUUCAGUGGCUCCUAUAGCUGAAGAAUCGGAAGAUGAAGAAGUGGACGAUACUGGUGUUGAAGAAAAGGACAUUGAGCUGGUGAUGACACAGGCGAACGUGAGUCGAGGAAAAGCGAUUAAAGCGCUAAAGAACAACGACAAUGACAUAGUCAAUGCCAUUAUGGAAUUGACCAUGUGAUAAGCUUCAUUGGUAAUCUGAUGUUUAAAAAGAUGUAAAAGAUUGAUCGCCCUUUCGUUUAGAGUCUUAAUAUAGGAUAGUGGCACUCUAUGGAGGGGCAAAAUUGGCCAUGCAUUUGAUGAGUCAACUUACCACCUACAUCUUAACUCAACUAGUUUUAUAAUUUUUAUUUGUGUUAUAGUUAUAAUUUUGCAGCACUGAGUUUGAGUGUAAAUACAUUUCUGUCACAAAAUACCAA
This is a messenger RNA of Agrilus planipennis (emerald ash borer), 1067 nucleotides long. RefSeq names its product nascent polypeptide-associated complex subunit alpha (gene Nacalpha). The record is from RefSeq and is a predicted model, not a curated record. Lineage: Eukaryota; Metazoa; Arthropoda; Insecta; Coleoptera; Buprestidae. The transcript is spliced from 3 exons. Gene Ontology annotation, cellular component: nascent polypeptide-associated complex; cytoplasm. Gene Ontology annotation, biological process: protein targeting to membrane. The coding region runs from base 182 to 829 and encodes 215 amino acids.